AUGGGGAGUGCACUCGUUGUCUCGCUCUGCUCCCUCAUCUGCCUCACCCUCCUGCCGCUUGUUUGCUACAAGGGCAAGCUGCCGCAGGCGCUGGUGGAUGGCCUGGCAGCAUUCGGGGCUGGAGCGAUGUUGGGAGAUGCCUUCCUGCACCAGUUACCGCACGCGUUCGGCAGUGGAGCCCACUCCCACAACCAUGACAACCACGCGCAUGACCAUGACCAUGCGCAUGGGCAUGCAUCCCAUUCACAUGACCAUGGGCAUGGGCACGGGCAUGACCAUGAGCAUGCAGUGGAGGGUGGAGGGCACGCGCAUUCUCUCGAGGACCUGUCUGUUGGCAUUGCUGUGCUGGUGGGCAUCGUGCUCUUCUUCCUGGUGGAGAAAAUCGUGAGGCGCGUGGAGGAACUCACCUUUAAAGUGGGCAUCGUGCUCUUUUUUCUCGUGGAGAAGAUUGUGAGGCGCGUUGAAGAGCUCACCUCUAGAGGCGCCGUGUGCCUUUGUGCUUCUCCUUUGUUUUUACCCAUCUUGCAUCCCUUUCCUGGACCCCUUCCCCCCACUGCAGUGGGCAUCGUGCUCUUCUUCCUGGUGGAGAAGAUUGUCAGGCGCGUGGAGGAACUCACCUCUAGAGGCGCUGCUGUGCCGUUUGCUGGACAUGGGCAUAGUCACAGCCACCACCACCAUGGCAAGCAUGAGGGCCAGAAAGAGGAGAAUUCAGGCGAGGAUGAGUGUGAGAAAGUGAGUGAGGAGGAGAAGGGUGGAGGAGGGAGGAGGGACAGGAAAGCGGAGGGCGGAGGAGAAAGUGGUUUGGAUGAUGGGAGCACUGGUGAGAAUGGGAAGAGCGAGGAUGAGGGAGAAGUGAGUUCGAAGGACGGUUGGGAGAAUGUGGAUGAGGGAGAGGAGGAGGGCGAGGGAGGGGAGGAGAGUGAGAUGAAGGCAGAGAAAGGGGAGGAGGAGGCUGGGAAAGAGGUGAAGGAGGGGAAGGAGGAAGAGAAGAAGGAGAAGGAAAAAAACACAGAAGCUGUAGAAGCUAAGGAGGAGGAAGGGGAGGGAGAAGAGGAGAAGAAGACAAAGGGAAGCACAGGUGGUGGAAGUGAGGGGCUGAGGAGGCGGAGGGCCACUGCUGAUUCACAGACAGUGACAGCAGACGGGAACGGAGAGGAGGAGAAGGAAGGGAAGGAGGGGAAGGAGGGGAAGGAGAAGGUGGGUGAUGAGGCGACAGCACUUGAUAAUGACGAUAAGAAGGCCCGGGCAGUGGCUAAGGCUCACAACAUCACGGACGGCAUGUCGCUGGGCUCGGCCUUCAGGGCCCAUGCUUGCAUCAUGCCCACCUCCCCACAUGUCCCCUCCGCACAUGCCCCCCCCGCACAUGUCCCCUCCGCACAUGCCCCCCCCGCACAUCACAAUCUCACGGACGGCAUGUUGCUGGGAUCGGCGUUCCUCCAUUGGGGAGGGCUGGCUGGCUACUCACACAUGCUCUUCAUGCCUCCCUCUCCCUCCACUCGCCCCCUCUCUACUUGCCCCCUCACCUCCUCACAGCACAACUUCACGGAUGGCAUGUCGCUGGGAUCGGCGUUCCUCCAUCGGGGAGGAUUGGGGGGCUACUCACGCAUGCUCUUCAUGCUCGCGCAUGAGAUCCCUCAGGAGAUUGGCGACUUUGGCAUUCUGGUGCGGUCAGGCAUGGGGGUGACGCAGGCCUUGGCUCUCAACUUCCUCUCCGCCCUCACUGCUCUGCUCGGCACUGCCGCUGCGCUCGUAUUCGGAGGGCAGGAGGCCCACUCGGGUCUCAUAGAGGGAUUCACAGCAGGGGGGUUUAUCUACAUUGCAGUGGCAGGGGUUAUGCCUGACAUGCACUCCCAGGGGGUUGACAUCCUCUCUACAGUCAUUCAACUCGCCUCUCUAACAGCAGGAAUUGCUGUAGCUGUUGUGAUUUCACUCCUCGAGUAA
This is a messenger RNA of Closterium sp. Naga37s-1, 1941 nucleotides long. Lineage: Eukaryota; Viridiplantae; Streptophyta; Zygnematophyceae; Desmidiales; Closteriaceae. The record is from the annotation of a GenBank genome assembly.